Exophiala oligosperma is the source of this 507-nucleotide messenger RNA. RefSeq lists its product as uncharacterized. The coding region runs from base 1 to 507 and encodes 168 amino acids. The transcript has 4 exons. The record is from RefSeq and is a predicted model, not a curated record. Lineage: Eukaryota; Fungi; Ascomycota; Eurotiomycetes; Chaetothyriales; Herpotrichiellaceae.
AUGUCUGCCGACACAUCGGAUCUUACAAAGGUCGAUUCCGCCAUUGGCGGUAUGGCCGGCUCUCCCCCAAAAGAGACCAAGCGAAGACACACCUCUUCUGCCCCUGGAGUCAUGAACCUCAAUGAUCUCGAGAAAGAAGGUACAAAGAUUGCUGUUGCACCCGAAACGCAAAAGACAGGAUGGAAACUCAAUACGUCAACCAGCACUGUCGAAGAUCCUUCAAUCCUCAAGAAGAUGCUCACCGAGCCCCCAGUCAAGAAGAUUGACCUGCACUUCCCCCUAGGUCUGGAGGUUACAGCACGAAAUCUCAAGGGCGUAACGAUAAAGGAUGCAAUGGAUGCCAUUCACAAGCAAUUCAAAAAGAAGGCCGAUGACGAAUUGGAAGAGCCAUACCUGAAAGGCUUCGAGUGGGAUCCCGAGGAGUCAUGGACAAGACUGAAGGUGCACACCCAGAAAGAAGGCAUGCCUGUAGGCAAGAAGUCCAAGAAGAAGGGCGGUGAUGAUUAG